AGGGAAACCUCCUUUUCAGUGGAUCAACUUUGACCCCUUAGAAUUCUUAAAAAAGUUAAAAAAAAUAAAUUACCAAGUGGAGAGCUGGGAAGAAAUGCUGAAAAAAGCAGAGGUUGGUCAUGGUUAUAUGGAUCGACCUUGUCUGAAUCCUGCUGAUCCCGAUUGUCCAAUCACAGCUCCCAACAAAAAUUCCACCAAACCUCUUGAUGUGGCUCUUGUUUUGAGUGGUGGAUGCUAUGGACUGUCAAGAAAAUACAUGCAUUGGCAGGAGGAAUUGAUUAUAGGUGGUACAGUCAAGAAUAGUUCUGGUAAGCUUGUCAGUGCCCAGGCUUUGCAAACCAUGUUUCAGUUAAUGACUCCUAAGCAAAUGUAUGAGCACUUCAAGGGGUAUGAAUAUGUUUCACAUAUCAACUGGAGUGAGGAUAAGGCAGCAGCAAUUCUGGAAGCCUGGCAGCGGAUGUAUGUUGAGGUUGUUCAUCAAAGUGUUGCAGAAAACUCUACUCAGAAGGUGCUUUCCUUUACUACAACUACCCUGGAUGACAUUCUAAAGUCAUUUUCUGAUGUCAGCGUUAUCAGAGUAGCUAGUGGCUACUUACUAAUGCUUGCCUAUGCCUGUUUAACAAUGCUGCGGUGGGACUGUGCAAAAUCUCAAGGUGCUGUGGGGCUGGCAGGAAUCUUCUUGGUUGCGCUCUCAGUGGCUGCAGGACUGGGUCUGUGCUCAUUGAUUGGAAUUUCCUUUAAUGCUGCCACAACUCAGGUUUUGCCUUUUCUUGCUCUUGGAGUUGGUGUAGAUGAUAUAUUCCUUCUGGUACAUGCAUUUAGUGAAACAGGGCAGAAUAAGAGAAUUCCAUUUGAGGACAGAACAGGUGAAUGUUUGAAGCGAACAGGAGCAAGUGUAGCCCUUACAUCUAUCAGCAAUGUUACUGCUUUUUUUAUGGCUGCCUUAAUCCCUAUUCCUGCUUUACGAGCAUUUUCACUCCAAGCAGCAGUUGUGGUAGUAUUCAACUUUGCUAUGGUUUUGCUGAUUUUUCCUGCUAUCCUGAGUAUGGACCUUUAUCGUCGGGAAGACAGGAGACUGGAUAUAUUCUGCUGUUUUACAAGUCCGUGUGCCACUAGAGUGCUUCAGAUUGAGCCUCAAGCAUAUGUGAAAAACAGGGAUAAUACUUGCUACAGUACACCCCCAUACAGCAGUCAAAGUUUUGUACAUGAAACUCAGAUUACAAUGCAGUCUACAGUGCAGUUACACACAGAAUGCAAUCCUCAUGCACAGGUGUUCUACACCACAGCAGAGCCUUGCUCAGCAAUAUCUGUGCAGCCAGUGACAGUGACACAAGAUAAUAUCAGCUGCCAGAGCCCAGAAAGCACAAACUCAACAAGAGAUUUGCUUUCCCAAUUCUCAGACUCAAGUAUGCAUUGCCUCAAGCCACCCUGUGCUAAAUGGACACUCUCAUCUUUUUCAGAAAAGCAUUAUGCUCCAUUCCUGCUAAAACCAAAAGCUAAGAUUGUGGUUAUUUUUCUUUUUCUGGGUUUACUUGGGCUCAGCCUUUAUGGAACUACCCAGGCUAGAGAUGGACUGAAUCUCACAGAUAUUGUACCACGAGAAACCCAGGAUUAUGAUUUUAUUGCAGCACAGUUCAAGUAUUUCUCAUUUUACAAUAUUUAUAUAGUAACACAGAAAGCAGACUAUCCUAGUCCCCAUGUCCAGCAUUUACUUUAUGAACUUCACAAAAGUUUCAGUAAUGUGACAUACAUUUUGUUGGAAGAGGAUAAGCAGCUUCCCAAAAUGUGGUUGCACUACUUUCGAGACUGGCUGCAAGGUAAGAGAGAAUUGCAUGAACUUUUCUUUUUAAUUAUACAGUAG
Empidonax traillii (willow flycatcher) is the source of this 1861-nucleotide messenger RNA. RefSeq names its product protein patched homolog 1-like. Gene Ontology annotation, biological process: smoothened signaling pathway. Gene Ontology annotation, cellular component: plasma membrane. The annotation marks the transcript as partial. NCBI's taxonomy places the organism in Eukaryota, Metazoa, Chordata, Aves, Passeriformes, Tyrannidae. The transcript is spliced from 10 exons. The record is from RefSeq and is a predicted model, not a curated record. Gene Ontology annotation, molecular function: hedgehog family protein binding; smoothened binding; hedgehog receptor activity.